UCAGCACAGCUCUUCUGCCGGUGUGAGAUUGGUCGACAGCACGGGUGCCAUUUGGCGCAGUUUUGAGCUACAUCCGUUAACAAAGGGCGUCCAGUUAUUUAUUUGGUGUCGUAUUUGUGAGUUUUAUUUAAUCCAGUUUGCCGUCAAAUAUUCACAAUGAGCGCAAUUAACGUUAAAAAGCUUAAAGUUAACGAGCUGAAGGACGAGCUGAAAAAGCGUAAUCUUUCGGACAAGGGGCUGAAGGCCGAGCUGAUGGACCGCCUGCAGGCCGCGGUGGACGAGGAGGCCCUUGCCGAAGGCUCGUCGCUGGACCAAGAAGCGGCGGCGGAUGAGGGUUUCGGCCAGGCCGCCGAACAGGAGGGUAUGGGAGAGGAAGAAGAGGGCGAGGGCCCGAUAGAAGAAAGCAUGGAAGCCAACGAGGUGGAGGGGGAGGAAGAAGAGCCGGAAAAUGGAGGCGACGGUGGUGGCGUCGCCGAGGACGAAGAGAUGGGUGAGGGGGAAGAGGACGGGGACGAGGAAGACGAAAUGGAUCCAAUGCUUAAGGGAGAUGUGGACGACAUGGAGAAAAUAGACGCAGAGGAUGGUGAGCCCGGGGACCAGGCUGCUGAGGGGGAUGCGGACAAAGACACGAAUGCUGAUCAGAAGAAUAAGAAGGGUGUUAAGAGACGCCGGGAGGAACAUGGAAGGGGCUACUUUGAAUUUAUUGAAGAGAACAAAUACAGCUGGGCCUCAUUUAAGUCUCCUGUGCCACCUCUGGAGGAAGAAGAUGAGGAGUUUGAUGAUACAAAAGUCUGCCUGGAUGCCUACAACUGCGAUCUGCACUUCAAGGUGUCACGGGACCGUUACAGUGCCUCAUCACUCACAAUGGAGAGUUUUGCUUACCUGUGGUCCGGAGGCAAGGCCACCUACGGUGUGAACAAAGGCAAAGCCUGCUUUGAGAUGAAGAUUACAGAGAAAAUUCCUGUUAAGCACAUUUCCAGCAAGAACAUGGAGAUUCAUGACGUGCAGGUCGGCUGGUCCCUGGCUACUGGCACCCUGCUCCUUGGUGAGGAGGAACAUUCUUAUGCAUAUUCUGGGAAAGGCAAGAAGACUGCCAACUGUGUGACAGAGGACUUUGGGGAAACCUAUGAGGAGAAUGAUGUCAUCUGCUGCCUUAUUGACUUUGAGGGUGAGGAGGUGGUGUUGUCCUUUUCAAAGAAUGGCGGGGAGCCGGCUGUCGCUUUCCAGGUCAGCAAGGACACUCUGAAGGGCCAGGCCCUUUUUCCACACAUAAUCUGCCACAAUUGUGCUGUGGAGUUCAACUUUGGCCAGAUGGAGACUCCGUACUUCCCUCAGCCCCAGGGCUACACCUUCCUACAGCAGAUCCCUGUGAGUGAACGAGUCCGGGGUCUCAAGGGGCCACAGACGAAGGCUGACUGCGAGAUCAUAGUAAUGGUAGGCCUGCCAGGUUCAGGGAAGACGACAUGGGUGAAGAACCAUGUCCAGGAGAACCCUGGGAAAUACUACAUCCUGGGCAGCGACACCAUUGUGGACAAGAUGAUGAUCAACAGCCUGAAACGUCAGUCCAAGGACAUUACAAAACUAACUGCAAUUUCCCAGAGAGCACCACUUUUCUUGGGAAAGUUUAUUGAGAUUGCUGCCCGCAAGAAGAGAAACUACAUCUUGGAUCAUACCAACCUGUCUGCACCGGGCCAGAAGAGGAAGAUGUGCUUGUUUGCAGGCUUCCAGCGCAAGGCUGUGGUGGUCUGCCCCUCUGAUGACGACUACAAGCAGAGAGUCCAGCAGAAGGUUGAGAGUGAUGGCAAAGAAGUGCCUGAGCACGCUGUCUUCAAAAUGAAAAGCUUCUAUUCUCUGCCUGAAGAGGGAGAGAGCUUCAAUGAGGUCAUCUAUGCUGAGCUUCAGAAGGAGGAGGCUGCCAAGCUACUGGAACAGUACAAAGAGGAAAGCAAGACCGCUCUGCCAGCUGAGAAGAAACCCAACCAGGGAAGCACAACACCAAAAAGAGGCGGUGGCCUGCGUGGUGGUGGCCGGGGAGGCAAGAACCAGUUCAGCCGCGGCGGUGGACCUGGGCAGAGAGGCGGUGGCCGCGGAGGCUUCCAGAACAGAGGCAACUUCAGAGGAGCUCCUGGUCCUCGUGGUAGCUUCAACCGUCCACCCCCUCGUGGCUUCCUGCCUCCCCCAGCCUUCAGAGGAGGGUUCCCCAACCGUGGAAACUUCAACCGCGGCGGCCCCCUUCCCAGCCUUGGCGGAUCCCCCAGGGGUGGACCAAUGAGGGGUAACAUGGGACCCAGAGGGGGAGCCAUGAACAGAGGUGGCCCAAUGCACAGAGGGAACAUGAACAGAGGAGGUGGAGCCAGCAUGAACCGUGGCGGAAACCGGGGACAUCCUAGCCAGUUUCAGCCAAGAGGUGGUCACCGUGGCAACUUUGGUGGCAACAAGAAUGGCAACUUUGGUGGCAACAGGAACGGUGGCAACUUUGGUGGCAACAGGAACGGCAUGGACAAGGCUCAAGCCUUCAACCAGAGCUGGCAGCAAGGGUUCUGGAACCAGAAGCCAUGGAGCCAGCAGUAUCAGCCUGGAUAUUACUAAGACACUUGUUCUAACGGACUGGUGGCAGACAUGAGACCCACCGCUAGCCACGGAACAUCCUCCACCCCGCUUUUUGAUUUUUUUUCUUUUCCUAGAACCCACUUUUUAAUCUAAAACCCACCAACUGAAGACAAAAGCGAUAUGGAGCAACAACAUUCCACAUCAGAGGAGACCAGGCACCCUGAGUGUAAUUGAAGCUUUAUAUAUCUAUAUACACGUGCGACGUGGGUUCAUUCUCAUUCAAUCAUCUGUUUUAUUUCUUCUGUUGUAUAUUUCAUUAUCUAAAAUUUUAUUUUUUUUAAUUUUAUUUUUUUUCCCCCGCCACUUUUAAAUAACGUGCUUUUUAAAAAAAAAUCUCAUGUUUGUAAUAUCAGGAACCAGAAACAUGUUGCCAGCCUGGCAAAUGUUAGGAAAGAUUUUUUUUCAGGGUUGUGCAUUUUAUCUGUGCUUGUGAUUUUUGUUUUGCUUUUUUUAUUACAAAUUGUAAAUAUUUUUUCUUUUGCGUAGUUUGUUACAGUUAUGAUUGAAAGGAACCUUUGCUUAUUAGCGAAGAGCAUGGUAGGUGAUUAUAUUGUACUGUACAUGUCAAUAUAGUCAAACAGUUAAACUAAAGCAACAGAUUACAGCAAGCUUUUGUCUUUUUUCCAAUCAAACCUGUAACCUAAACUCCAUAGACCUACAAUAAACAACUCGUUGCUUUUUUACAUUCUUCCUGGCUUAUGACUUUUGAUUCAUUUCAAAGGUGUGUAAAAGACCUUUGAAUGGGCGAUGUCAGAGUUUGCUACUUCAAACAGUACAGACAUCAGCCCCACUACAAGUCCCAGUUUACACUUCAUUAGUAAAGUAUUCCCUUCAACUGUCCUGUCUUUGAUACGUCUUUCCAGUCCUUUUAGCUAUUCUAAUGUACAUUUGAGAAAGUAUUUUGGCAAAGCCAUUUUAAGGAUAUAAGUAAGCCAUUUUAGUAUUACAUUAUGCCUUUCUUAAAUUUGUUUUUAAAUGUCUUUUAAUUUAUAUUUGGAAAAUUAGGGCACUGACUACGCUUGACAGGGAGGGUGGUUGAUUAGAUUAUCAAUGGUUCCUGUAGUGCGCUAGACUUCUGAAAAAUGGCAAGCACUGAUCAGUCCAACAAAUUACAAACUAGACAUUUUAUAUUGACACCACUAUUUAAAUUUUGAACAAAUUUCUGAUACUAGUUCAGCACAAAAGUGAUUGAAAGCAGGCAGGGGUUACUCAUUUUCACCAGCAGACUUAAAGGGCUACACAGUAUCACAACGCAAACCCUAUUAACACCACCAACGGUUCAUGAAGACCUCUUCAGGCUGAUUGCAGAAGAUGCAGAGAGUAACGUUUUGGCAACUUAAAUGCAUUGUUUGGAAGCGCUCCGUUCUGUUAGUGACUGUGUGGCCCUGCAAUAAUGGCAGCUCGUCAUCAAACUGCUCAGAAUGUGUCCCAGCUCAUUAUCCUGGCAGAGGACGCCCAGCUUUGUUUCAAAACUAGAAGAACCGAGCUGGAGAACACCGUAACAGUAGAUCAGACGAAAUGUGGUUUGUGUGUGUGUGUUUCCAUUUUGAUUUUUUUUACCUGCCCAUGUUGAUAUUUAAUAAACAUGUAAAUACUUCACCACUAUUUCAACCGUGCACGAAUGUUCAUGAAUUAACUGACUUCGAGUAAUAACUAUUGUGAUUAAGAAAGUUUUAGUUUGCCCGAGUACUGCUGUGUGAUGAAUUGUCAACUAUUUAAAUGUGUGGAGAGUUUGUGCCCUCCUCUUAUUGUACUGCAUACAUAAAUCUAGCAGAAUGCAAGCUUUGAGUUAACAGUUUAAUCUACAAUACAACAGACACUAUAUUUUUAUCGCUUUAUGUUGCAGGUUGUAUAUCAGGUCUUUUAUGAUUAAACCAACAAUGCAAAAGCUUUGAGACUUUUGAGAUUUGUUCUCUUUUCUAUCUGACAGUUUUUGAUAUUUUUUGUUUUAAAAAUGUGGGAUUGUAUUUUCUUUUUUAAUUUGUCCCAAACUCUAUUAAAGUUAAGAAGCUGGUA
Molecule: messenger RNA, 4626 nt
Organism: Micropterus salmoides (largemouth bass)
Lineage: Eukaryota; Metazoa; Chordata; Actinopteri; Centrarchiformes; Centrarchidae
Gene: hnrnpub
Product: heterogeneous nuclear ribonucleoprotein Ub
Exons: 14
Coding region: 157-2589 (810 amino acids)
Biological process (GO): negative regulation of telomere maintenance via telomerase; positive regulation of transcription by RNA polymerase II; CRD-mediated mRNA stabilization
Cellular component (GO): kinetochore; mitotic spindle midzone; inactive sex chromosome
Molecular function (GO): ribonucleoprotein complex binding; RNA polymerase II C-terminal domain binding; RNA polymerase II cis-regulatory region sequence-specific DNA binding
Source: RefSeq, a predicted model, not a curated record